AUGGAGGAGGAGGCGAAGCGGGAGAAGGAGGAUGAGGAGUGGGAACGGAGAGAAAGGGAGAGGAGGGAGAGGGAUGAGAGGGAACGGGAGAAGAAUCGGAGGCGGAGGGAGAAGAAGAAGAAAGGCAAUAAGAAUAAGGGACAGGGUAAGGGUGGAGAUGGGGAUGGGGAUGGUGGACAGGCUACAAAGGAUGGGGUUGAGAAGGCCACAGGUCAGAGGAGUGGAGUCGCUGGGUUGCAGGCGUCUAGGCGGCUAGGACAUGAGCAUGAUGAUCGGUCGGCAGACGAGAACGGCGUUGCAGAAAACGGCAGCCGAAGCGGAGGACAGGCUGGUGAUGGAUCUUCGGAAGCAAUCGGGGUUGUCAUACAUGAUGAUGAUUGA
Molecule: messenger RNA, 381 nt
Organism: Endocarpon pusillum Z07020
Lineage: Eukaryota; Fungi; Ascomycota; Eurotiomycetes; Verrucariales; Verrucariaceae
Exons: 1
Coding region: 1-381 (126 amino acids)
Source: RefSeq, a predicted model, not a curated record